Molecule: messenger RNA, 4371 nt
Organism: Annulohypoxylon maeteangense
Lineage: Eukaryota; Fungi; Ascomycota; Sordariomycetes; Xylariales; Hypoxylaceae
Product: SNF2 family N-terminal domain-containing protein
Exons: 3
Coding region: 1-4371 (1456 amino acids)
Biological process (GO): DNA damage response; protein polyubiquitination
Cellular component (GO): nucleus
Molecular function (GO): ATP binding; ATP-dependent chromatin remodeler activity; ubiquitin protein ligase activity
Source: RefSeq, a predicted model, not a curated record
AUGAAUGAGCCAAGUGGCUUCACAGCCCCAGCUGUAGCCAAUCGUCCGAACACAAAAUCAAAACUACAGCAUGUCCUAGUAAAAGACCCAUUCCCCAUCAACUUUCUCUCCUUCUUGCAUGCGAUACCUUCUGAUGAAGACGAUGGCGCCGCUGAGCCUCCUGAAAAGCGCGCCCGAAUUGAACGCCCCGAGGCCAUCCCUAUCGCCAAAGAUAUAAUUACAAUCAGGCGACCUGCCCAAUCCGAAGUACCCGUCACAGCACCCGUUACGAGGGUAAAUGCUCACCACCACAUCAAAGUGGUUCAUAAUGAGACACGACGUACCCUAACCGUUUCAUCAGUCCCUCGAUCGCCCUAUGGCUCUUUCAAGUCCGAGCUAAGCCUAGGUCACUCCAAAUUCUCCGAAGAUGUGUCAGCAAUCCUGGAAAUCCUAGGCAAGAGCAAAGAUGACGACAAGGAAGACGGCGCACUCUGGGUGAGCGUCAUGGUUGAGCUGGAAAGAAGUGGCAAGAGGGAUGAAAUACGAUUCUAUGUCGAAUUGAAUUGGAAUUCGUCUACGGAUAUCCUACGUCCCCAGCGCGCACUCAGUCGUACGGUCCUCGACACAUUCUUCCGAACUCCAGAUGAGGAACAUUCUAACGAAAAGCUGUCACCUUGGGCAUUCUAUGAUGCCGCAUUCAUCUCCCAGAAGAGCCACUCGGAUCCCUUUUCCCUUACACCCCCUAGAUUAACGUCGACAUUGUUCCCCUUCCAGCGCAGGGCCUUACAGUGGCUUCUCAAUAGGGAAGGGGUCGAGUGGAAGGAUGAAUGUGCCAACGGAGAGCCUGGUCUGGAGCAGAUAGCUGAGACGUCAGCUACAACACUUCCGUUAUCCUUUAAGGAAGUUGAGGAUGCAAAUGGGCAGUCGGUUUACCUGAGUGAUCUCUAUCACGUCGUGAAUAGGAACAUUACCCCCUUCCGCAGAAGUGAAGCCGCCAUAAGAGGUGGAAUCCUUGCCGAGGAAAUGGGUCUAGGCAAGACAGUCGAAACUAUUUCCCUCAUAUGCACGCAUACUCGUGAGAAGUCACCGGCAUCGGCUAAUCUACCACCACAGAACGGCAUUGCUAGUGGUGCGACUCUGAUUGUUACCCCGUUGACAUUGAGAAACCAGUGGAUUGCGGAGUUUGAGAACCAUGCGCCGCAUCUAAACAUAAUGGUUUAUGAGGGUUUGAAGGGAUAUGACGAAUACCUAGUUUCGAAACUGGCCGGAAAGGAUGUUGUUAUCACAACUUACAACACCCUACAAUCCGAGAUUUACUUCGCUGAGCAGGCACCCGACCGUUCUUUAAGGCACGAGAAGAAAUAUCAGCGCCCUAAGUCGCCCCUGGCUGAGAUCUGUUGGUGGAGGGUAUGUCUAGAUGAGGCGCAACAAAUCGAGAGCGGCGUCAGCAAUGCUGCCAAGGUUGCUAGGUUGAUACCUCGCAUCAAUUCUUGGGGCAUAACUGGAACUCCGAUUAAAGAGAACAUCAAGGACCUAUGGGGUUUAUUGGUUUUCCUCCGCUAUGAGCCUUUCGCAUCCUCUACACCCAUAUGGGAAGGAUUGAUUACUUCGCAUAAACAUCUGUUCAAGCCCCUUUUCAAUCGAAUCGCCCUAAGACAUACGAAGCGUGCUGUUCGUGCUGAGUUGACGUUACCACGUCAGAACCGCUAUGUCAUAACCAUUCCGUUCACCGCAGUCGAGGAACAGCGUUACAAAGAGCAGUUCUUAGAGGUGGUGAAAACUAUUACCGAGGAUGAGACUGGCGAAUCUUUACGGGAGGAUUGGGAUGCUUUGAACCCAUUGAAAAUCAGUCAGAUUCAAAGUGCUCUUGCUUCUCUUCGACAAGCAACCUUGCAUCCCUCGCUUGGACCCACCCGCCUUGGAAGAGAUCAGAGGAAAGCUUUACGGACUGUCGAUGAGGUGCUAGACGCGAUGAUCGAGCAAUCCGAAUUCCAGAUCAGAUCGAAUCAACGGCUUUACUUACUUGAGAAAUUAAAAAUGGGCCAGAUUCUAGAAUGCCUAAAUAUGGUCAAGGAAGCAAUGCAAAUUUGGAAAGAAGUUCUGGAUGAGACCGAAGUUCUUCUGGUAGAAUGCCGAACCCAACUACAAGAAGAGUUGGAUAAGGCAAAGCAGAUAGGUGCCGAUAGCAUCACGAGUCCCCAAAAAGACGAAGAUCUUGACGGCGAAAGUGGACCAGGACGAAUUGGUGAUUGCCGGCGCAGACUUCGGACGAUACUCGACGUCCUCCAUCGGACCCUUUUCUUUAUUGCCAGCGGUUACUACCAAUUGAAGGUUGACGAGGCAAAUAUCAUCCCUGAUUCAAAGGAAUUCCAAGACUUGGAUGAUAAGGAGGUCUCCCAAUACCAACUAGCCAAGAUAACCCGACAGGAGCUGUUACAUGAGGCUUACACCAAGGUCACGUCUUCAAUAGCCAAAGCCCAAGAUAAGGCGAAAUCGCAAUCCUUUGCCGAGAUUCCCGAAAUAGAGUUUCCUGAUUACCAUGGCCUGGAAAGCCGAAAAUUUCUGGAAACCUUCCAGAUGCUCGCUGAGGUUCUUAAUCAACAAGCAGACUUGGUUGAUGAAUGGCGAGAAACCAUCAUCCAGAUGUUGGUUCGGCCGCUUGUAGACGAAGAUGAUGAGGCAGAGAUAACAGGCGAAGAGUACGAAGACUCUACGAAGCUUCAGGACGAACUGAUGGUUUACACGCUGGCUUUAAGAGCUGCCAUUGCGGAUCGGCAAGAUGCUGUCUCGGGCCUGCAAAAUGAGCGUAUCAAAUAUGAUACUCGUUUUGCAGAGAGACAAGCAAAGGACGGACAAGGUCAUGCCCCUGAGAAAGUUCUCUAUUUACUCAGGCGACGCCAGGAACUUAAGCCGAAUCCUGAAUGGGGCUCUUUCCGAGGUAUUGUCACAAACCUAAGAGAAUUGGCGACAAAACUCCGCCAUGAGGUCGACAGUGGGAAGAACCGCGCAAGAGUGGAGCUGGAGAUCGUCGAAAGUCAACUUCACCUCGUACAAAAACAUAGCACUAUCCAAAGUAAGUCUGUGAUAGCGCUAGAGUCAGAGUUGAAUACAUUCGUCGCCGCGACAAAUGCUCGUGUGGAAUAUUACAAACAGCUCCAAGGAAUCUCCGAUACAGUUGCUCCGCUUGAUGAGGAGAAGGCCACUACCGAGGAUUUAAAUCAUACUCAGCUAAAGGCGAGUAGAAUAAAGGACAAAAUUGACGAAGCACUGCCCAAGCACCGUUACCUCCUCCACCUCAAAAAGUCCGGCCAGAAAGAAGAGGAAGUAUGCGUCAUCUGCCAAUGCCCUUUCGCUCUAGGAGUACUCACGCCUUGCGGUCAUCAAUUCUGCAAAGAGUGCAUAUUGCAUUGGUUUAGAAGCAAAUAUAAUUGCCCGGUAUGCAAGAAGUUCCUCGUGAUUGGGAUGCUUCACGAUAUUACUUUGAAGAAGCCGGAGUUGAGAAUUCGCCAAGAGCUCCCAGGGGGCGCGCAAGAGCAUCCGCAUGGACCAAGUGCCACUAACUCACCCUCCAAGUCGAGAAACUCUGGGAUAUAUUCCGAAUUUGGCAGCGAGAAACUUGAGGCUAUCAGGAACAUCGAACUUCCAGGCGCGCGAACUUCCACCAAGAUCGAUACACUUGCAAGACAUCUGAUCUGGUUACGCGUGGAAGACCCAGGCGCCAAGUCUGUCAUAUUCUCACAAUUCCCAGGUUUUCUUGAAAUUCUGGCAGAUGCCUUUGAUUCGUAUCAGAUCGGGCAUACAUCCUUUAAGACGAGGAACGGAAUCAAGAAAUUCAAGGAAGAUCCGGCAAUCGAAUGCUUCCUCAUGGAUGCUAGGGCACACGCUAGCGGACUUAACCUCAUCAACGCAAGUCAUGUGUUCCUCUGUGAACCUCUCCUCAACACGGCGUUAGAACUACAGGCAAUCGCUCGAGUGGACCGCAUUGGCCAGGAGCAUGAUACCACCGUAUGGUUGUACCUGAUAGACGGCACCGUAGAGGAAUCAAUCUAUAACUUAUCUGUUCAGCGCCGGCUUGAACACAUGCGCAACAAUAGCGGGGAGGGCACCGUCAGCGACGGCAUGUCAGAAUUAUCGGAUCUCAACCUCGAGGCGGCAAACUCGCGCGCUCUCGAGGAAGCAAAACCGUCGAAGCUCAUGAACAAGGAUUUGAGGCUCGGCGAGAUCGUACCUGUCGACGAUCUUUGGCAAUGCCUGUUCGGCCACGUCGCCAGAGAGAAAGUUAGAGAAGCCGAUGCGGACGACGCGAGAAGGAACAACCCCGCCGUAAUGGGGUUCCUCGCAGGAGAAGCCGCGGAGGCGAGACGCGCGGAGGCGGAGACGGAGACGGAGUAG